Molecule: messenger RNA, 5597 nt
Organism: Quercus lobata
Lineage: Eukaryota; Viridiplantae; Streptophyta; Magnoliopsida; Fagales; Fagaceae
Product: non-functional pseudokinase ZED1-like
Exons: 3
Coding region: 318-1493 (391 amino acids)
Biological process (GO): protein phosphorylation; cell surface receptor signaling pathway
Cellular component (GO): plasma membrane
Molecular function (GO): protein serine/threonine kinase activity; ATP binding
Source: RefSeq, a predicted model, not a curated record
GGAUUAGGAUUAAGAAUAGUUUUAUUGAUAGAUAAUAGGUAUUUUUUAUUAUUUAUUUUUAUCUAUUUGGAAGUUUGUAUAAAUUCAAAUGUUGACAAUGAAUAAAAAUAGUCAUGAAUUUUUAAAUAAUAAGUUGUACGUCUGAACUUUCUUGAAGUGGUCUAGUCUAUCAAACGUACACGAAACCUCCUGAAAUGAAUUUACAAUAAAAAUGCCCUCAUGGUCAUGUCAUUCAGCUGACCCUCCAUCCCUCACUAGCAGAUUAGUAGAGCACAAAGAAAAAAGAGCAAGGAAGGACGUUCCACAUUCAAGCCAUUAUGCGCUGGAAUUGGUUCGCAUCAUAUCAUUUCUUUUUUAAAAGAAUAGAGGAAAGAAAGCAAAGAGAGGAAAGAGAGAGAUUGUUUUAUGAGAAUGGAAGCAAGUUACUUGAGAAGUUGAUUGCCUCUUGCAAUGCCAAGCCUAUUCCCAUCCGUACCUUCUCCGCUCAACAGCUUCGCCAAGCAACCAACAACUUUUCUUCUGAAAAGCUGGUAAUGGGGUUCUCUAUUUGGUACAAGGGUUCUCUUGAAGGACAAAUUGUUCUCAUUAAGGGUUCUUUUGUUCACAAUGUCAAGCUUAUUCCCAUCCGUACCUUCUCCCCUCAACAACUCCGCCAAGCAACCAACAAUUAUCUUUCUCAACAUCUGGGAAUUUAUUGGUACAAAGGUUCUCUUGAAGGACGAAUUGUUCUCAUUAAGCGUUUAGAUAAUUUGGCCUAUAUAGCCAUCAAUGAUUUAGUGAUUUCUGCACAAAUGAGUGGUCACAGCAAUGUAUUAAGGCCCAUAGGUUGUUGUCUCCACACUCGAAUUCCCAUUUUGGUGUUUGAAUUUGCCGCCAAUGGUUUACUUGCAGAUCGAAUUUAUGUCUCCCGUGUUACUGAACUACAACAUGAGCCGAUGGUGUGGGAGAGCAGGUUAAAGAUUGCAAGGCAGAUUGCUCAUGCUCUUUCUUAUCUCCAUACUGCCUUCCCUAGACCUGUCAUCUACAUGGCUAUGGAUCUGCACAGUAUCUUAUUAGAUGAACAUGAUGUUCCCAAAUUGUCCCACUUUCAUUUUUCUGUAUCAAUUCCUGAAGGUGAAGUUGACGUGGACGCUCCUUUUCUUUCAACGUUCAAAUCCCCCGAGUUUAAAACAGCAGGCAAGGUAACUGAGAAAGCCGAUGUAUAUGAUUUUGGUCGGUUUCUUCUGGAACUUUUAACUGGAGAUGAUUCUUUUAAAGAUUCUACUUUCAUAGCAUACAUACAUAACUGUGCUCAAGGUAGUUGCAUAAACGAGAUUGUGGAUCCUGCAAUCUUGGCAGAAGGAGGUGCUAGUUUACAGCACCAAUUACAAGCUGUGGUGGACCUUGCCUUGGCAUGUACAGAGGAAGAUCCACAAACAAGGCCAACUAUGGUUGAUGUCACCAAACAACUCAGGCGGAUUGAGAGGAUAACAUUGAAGUUGUGGAUGAGCUGAUACCAAACCAAAUCAGCUCAACAAGAGUAAGGGACUGCAUUUCAAGAGGGUUGUCGAUAAAAUAUCUGACUGCAGAUGAAGUGAUUGAUUAUAUAAGAGAACAACAUUUGUACCUGAACUCAGAUGAUAAGUGAUGAUCUCUUUAGCAUAAUAUUAUAUUGUACAUAAUUGAUCAUCAUCUGUAAUAACCAUAGCAUCGGAAUAUAGUGCCAUGUGCCUAAUUUAUUUUAAUUAAUACUGGAUAAAUAAUGAUAGAGAUAUGUAUUAUUUAUUCAAAUAAAUUAGUUUGGAAUGGGAUUAAGAAUAGUUUUGCUGAUAGAUAAUGGGUAUUUUUUAUUAUUUAUUUUUAUCUAUUUGGAAGUUUGUAUAAAUUCAAAUGUUGACAAUGAAUAAAAAUAGUCAUGAAUUUUUAAAUAAUAGGCUGUACGUCUGAACUUUCUUGAAGUUCUUCUCAAAGAAAUAUAUAAUUGUUUGAAGUAUAGUUGUGCUUAGAUAAAGUGAGGCUGAAAUGUUGUAUGUAAGCAAAUAUGCUAAAGAGUUAAAAGAGAAAGUUGAUGGUGGACAAACUCAUCCUUAAUCCUAUGUGGUUCACUCUAUGGUUAUUGCUUUAAAUCAUGGCAAACUCACCCUUAAUUUUAUGUCAUUGGCUCUAUGGUAGUUGCCUUUUAUCAUCAAACCAAGACAUCAAUGGAUGUCUCUUUGGUGAAGAGAGGAUUCGAUUCCAGUCCCCUAUUCGAUAACAAGAGACUUUACCAAUCAAGUCAACUGGAACCCACUUCUUCUUUUUAUUUGAAUGGCUAUGGUUUUAUGGACAUGGGUGAUGAUGGGUGUGGUGGGGUUUUUGAUGAUCUAACUCAGAAUGCAAAAUAGGUUAUAAUUAAAGACUUUAGCUUUAAUAUAUUUUUUACCCAUUUGGCUAUGUUAUUUGUCAAGUGAGGAACUAAAUCAAGUACAUGUGUUUAAGGUUUCGUGGGUUCAAAAACAUUGGGUACAUGUGUAACUUACCAAUAAAAAGAAAAAUAAAAGUGUUAAAGAUUUAGAUACUCUUGUUGAUUUCUGGGGAUUUAUUGUGUGAUAGUGAAGUACCAUUGGCUCUUUGACUUUACUUCUUUUGUUUGCACUUGGAAUCUCCUAGGAUUUGUUUAUAGUUUUGUAUGCCUUUUAGAAUUUUGUAGAACUUUUCCAAAGUCUUAUUUGCAACAUUUUAAUAGAGAGAGAGGUGAAUAAUUUCAUAAGUGGUAGGUUGCUGUAAGUGGUUGUGGAUGGGCAUACAUGACUUGGUGCUUGUGCUCAUUAGCCAUGCUAGUAGUGGAGGCAGUGAGUGUAGUCUUGUCAUAUCUCUAAGGAUUGAUGGUGUAUCAACUAUUCUUAUAAUGGUUAGGAUGUACAUUCGGUGGAGCAGUGAUGGUACCAUGGCACAUGGAGCAUUGUUUGGUGGUGGUUGAUAUGAAUUUGUAUAUGAUAGGCGUCAUGAAUUUGGACUUGCUUAUGGAUUAUUAUUGUGGGUUAAAUCAUGUUUCGUUGAAGCAUUAAGGGAUUGGAUUUUGGUACCUUGUUUGUUGAUUCAGACAUGGUUCUUGUGAAUUCUCACCUAUCUGCAGGUUACAUGGGGCUGCUUGCAGUAAGGAGUGAUGGUAUAGAAGUGAAGAGAAGUUCAGAUGGUAUGCCAUGUAUGGCGGGGGGAUGGGUAGUGUUGAUGUUGGUAGUGGCAGGGUUAUAGCAGCAGUUGUUGUGCUGUGAUGGCUGGCUUCAUUUAGGAAACUUAAUGAAUAAACUAUUUUAGGUUAAACUUUAGUACAGACUAAUGUGCCCAACAACAAUUUAUUACAAACUAAAAUGUGCUUAGUAUUUUGAUAAGAACCUACUUCUAGUGGGAAAGUGAGCUCUAAAAGGGAUAGCUGCUUUGAGGGAGCUUGGCCUCCAAGGACAAGAAAGAUUUAGAGAGAAUGAGGGAGAGAGAGAAUUAGAGAAACGAGGGAACUUGCUUGUACUCUACUGUUAUGAUCCUUACAGCAGUGGCUGGCAGCUAUUUAGGCUUGCCUUAAUAUGUACAAGCUCAGGAAUUCCCUAACUAGAUAACUGAUCUGCUAACAGCUAGCCUAAUUGAUCACAUGGUAAAUGCUAUUAAGGACGUGGGUUCUAGCUAACAUUACUUAGGCAACUAUACAAGAGAGUUACAACCAACAGACUAGUAUAUCAAGGCCACAAGACUAACUACCAACUAACAUAACUAGUGCUGGACUGGCAUGCUUGCUGUUACUGCCUAAGCUUUACUGCUGCAGUCUCUAGACACUACUGUCUGCUGCUUCCAGCUGCUUGAUAGACUACUCCAACUGACUAGUUGAGCUCUUCACUGUUACUAUACUGAGUGAGAUAGCUGCUUAGUUGCUAAUUACAUAGUUCACUGCAUAUCUUGAUAAGCCACAUAACUCUUGUCAAUGCAUACCCUGCUGCUGCAUCCCUCAAGGCUUCUACUGAAGGCUGCUGUAUAACAACUACCAGCAGCACCAAUAUUAAGUAGGCAGGGUAGACAGGGUCCUAACAUAUUUGGGAUUAUUAUGGCUGUUCAAGCCUACUUCAGAAAUGCUUUUUCUUUUUAAAGCCAACUUCAGAAAUUGGUCCUCAAGUUAAUGUUAUUAAUAAGUUGGGUUUUGGAAACAAAAAAACUGCAGUCUCUUUUUGGUAGAUUGAAUUGGUUGGAUGUUUUUCAUUUCACUCAUCAAAUUUCCUUGAUGAUCCUGAUUCUGUUCUCAUUAAUUGGUAAUCGGUCGAAGAUUAUUUUUUGAUAGGUAGCAGAGCUGUUCUAUUAAUAUUAAAUAAACAAAAACUUUAUGUUCACAAUGCUGAAACACAAAGGAUCAACAAAGUACAAGAAUAUCAAGUGAAAGAUCUAAGAGAAGCUAGGAACUCAAAAACGGAAGAACAUUGUGUUAGACCCCAAGCUUUGGACCAAUCAAAAAGAGUGAUCUUUUAAAGAUGUCUUACUAUUUGUUUGUAUAAGAAUUAUUUUAUUAUAUUGGGCACUGUUCAGCCUUACUAGUACUUCAUCGAUUUUGCGGGAGGAAGAGAUGCCAUUUGUGCUAGGCUCAUUGGCUAAUUCGUGAAUGUAGUUCUAAGUUACAGUUGACAAUAUGUUGAGCCAAUUGUUGAAUAACAGCCAUUGAAGUGGAAAAAAUUGAUGCCCUCUUAGAAAGAAUAAAACUCAGUGAUUACUAAAUAUAUAAGUGCAAUUUAAAUGUAGAACUCUGUUACUAAUUUUUAUAAUAAUACAUGCAUAUUUAUGCCUACUUCAUUUCCUUAAUGAAGCAGUCUUCUCUUAAUACAGUUUUUCCUACUUAUUACAAAAAUUUUUUUACAUACAUACUGGUUAUGAAACUUGUAGCUGCGAUACUUUGCUUAUGAAAUAGACUUGAUGAUGUAUGUUGCACUGCAUGUUACCAAUACUAUCAACUUAUAUAUCUAAUCAUGCUCAGAUUUAUAUUAUCUGUUAGUAUUUAGACCUUGUUGAUUUUGAUGGGUUCAUGGCAGUUAGAUAAAUAAAAUCUAUAUUGGAUGUACUAAGUUCUGUACUUAACUCAUCAUAAUUACUAGCAUUACCUGCUAAGUCAUUGUUUGAGCAUUGCAAGAGUGUAUUUUCAGAUAAUAAUUUAGCAAAUCUAUUUGUUGUUUGAAGUGCCAGAUAUUAUUUUAUAUGUAUGAAAUGAGAAACACUAUAAUAAUGUUGUACACCUCACACUGUCUUCAAUGAAAUUGUAUUUGCGUAAAUUGAUUGAAGUAUACGGUGGCCAUUCCUUCUUCUGAAAACUCACUUGCUGAGAUCGCUAUCACUUGUUAUCUUGGGUUGGAUGAAGGUGCUUGUUGUUGAAAAUUUGUUCUCAAAACAAGUAAAAUUUACUUUCCUCUUUCAUUUUAACUGUGGUGCCUCAGCAAGAUGAUAUCUUUCUCCGUUUAUUGUAAAUGAACCCUUCUUGGAUAUCAUUUUUUACCUGAAUUCUGGCUAGUUUCAUACAGAAAGAUCUCAUUCUAAAAUUCGUGUUCAUGAAUGGUGAAAUUUGUGGAAAGUAUUUGCUGUUCUAUUUAAAUGUAUAUAUGAAUUUGAUGGAA